This is a messenger RNA of Nannospalax galili (Upper Galilee mountains blind mole rat), 2953 nucleotides long. RefSeq lists its product as uncharacterized. Gene Ontology annotation, biological process: virion assembly; proteolysis. Lineage: Eukaryota; Metazoa; Chordata; Mammalia; Rodentia; Spalacidae. The transcript has 3 exons. Gene Ontology annotation, molecular function: aspartic-type endopeptidase activity; zinc ion binding; nucleic acid binding. The record is from RefSeq and is a predicted model, not a curated record.
GCUCGCCAGGCGAGGGAGCGCAGCGUUUCUGUGUGCCGGCUGUUUGUCUUUGUUUUGUCUCGUGCUUAUCUGUAUUAUUGUAUACUCGUCUCCCCUCGCCAUGGGACAGGAAUUAACUACCCCUCUUAGUCUAACUCUAGAUCAUUGGCGCGAGGUAAAGACUAGAGCCUCCAACCAGUCGGUGGAAGUCAAGAAGAACAAAUGGAUUGCUUUCUGUUCAUCUGAGUGGCCCACCUUUGACGUCGGGUGGCCACGAGAUGGCACUUUUGACCCAAAUAUUAUCUCUCAGGUUAAAAUGCAGGUUUUCAGAUCGGGACCCUACGGACACCCAGACCAGAUCCCGUACAUCGUUACCUGGGAAAGCCUCUCCUACAACCCCCCUCCUUGGGUUGCCCCUUUCCUGCCCCCUAGACCCUCCUCUCGGGCGCCCUCGGCACCUCAGCCAACAGAUCCCUCCCCCUCUGUGUCCCUCUACAGCCCUCCACCUUACCCACCUCCGGCCCCGAUUCCAGAAAUUCAACCUCAAGCAGUCGGGGGAGUAUCGGACGUAGGCCAGGGCGCUGGGGCGCCCUCCCCGAUCGCAGGAAGACUGAGAGACCGCCGGGGUCAAGGAGGAGAGUCUUCUCACAUACUUCCCCUCUGAGUGGGACCAGGGCCAGGCAACCAACUCCAGUACUGGCCCUUUUCUGCCUCUGACCUUUAUAAUUGGAAGCAACAUAACCCGCCCUUCUCCCAAGACCCUGUGGCCCUAACUAACCUCCUAGAGUCUAUUCUUCUAACCCACCAGCCCACCUGGGAUGAUUGCCAGCAGCUUCUCCAAGUUCUCCUCACGACAGAAGAAAAACAGAGGGUUAUUCUGGAAGCCCGCAAGCAGGUUCCUGGGGCGGAUGGGAGACCUACCCAGCUGCCCAACGAGAUAGAAGCUGCCUUUCCCUUGACCAGACCAGAUUGGGACUUCAACACACCUGAAGGUAGGGGACACCUACGCCUUUAUCGCCAGUUGCUCACAGCGGGCCUCCGAGCAGCGGGGCGACGCCCCACCAAUUUGGCCAAGGUAAGAUCAGUAGUACAAGGGCAAGAUGAGGUGCCGACGGUAUUCUUAGAGAGACUAAAGGAAGCAUAUCGGAGGUUUACUCCCUUCGAUCCAGAUAGCCCUGAGCAGGAAGUGAGUGUCUCUAUGUCUUUCAUUUGGCAGUCAGCCCCUGACAUUAAGGUGAAACUCCAAAGAAUGGAGAAUCUGCAGGGACAGAGGUUACAAGAUCUACUCAGGGAAGCGGAGAGAAUUUAUAAUAAAAGAGAAACUCAAGAAGAAAGAGAGGAAAGGCAAAGGAGAGAGGCAGAAGAUAGGGAGAAUGCAAGAGACAGGAGGCGAAACAAGGAAUUAAGCAGGAUACUGGCCACUGUAGUGAGAGACAAAGAAGAGUCCAGAGGAGAUAGGAAGGGAGGCAGAGGCAGGGCCCCAUUAGACAGUGACCAAUGUGCCUACUGCAAAGAGAAAGGCCACUGGGCAAGAGAUUGCCCUAAAAAGAAAUCAAGAACAAGAGAGUCCACUCUCCUAACCCUCGACUAGGGGGGUCGGGGCCAGGACCCCCCACCUGAGCCCAGGGUAACUCUUCGAGUGGGGGGCAAGCCAGUUACCUUCAUGGUAGAUACCGGUGCCCAGCACUCGGUUCUCACCCACACCACCGGACCCUUCAGCAAAAAGACGUCAUGGGUUGAAGGAGCAACUGGAGCCAAUCGAUACCGAUGGACUACCAACCGAGAAGUGCAACUGGCCACAGGUACAGUGACCCACGCUUUCCUACACGUGCCGGAUUGCCCUUACCCACUCCUGGGAAGGGACCUCCUGACCAAGCUAGGGGCCCACAUUCAUUUCAAAAAUAAGGGGGCAGUUGUGACCACGUCUAGGGGAGCCCCUCUCCAGGUGCUCACUCUUCGGCUGGAGGAUGAAUAUAGACUGUUUGAAGAGAAAAAUAAACCCUCUCCCAAUAUAGAAGGUUGGCUCUCCAAAUUUCCCAGGGCAUGGGCGGAAACGGCAGGGAAGGGACUGGCGACGAAUCAGCCUCCCCUCGUCAUUGGACUAAAAACUACAGCCAGUCCAGUGGCGAUCAAACAAUACUCACUGUCAGCUGAAGCCUAUCAAGGUAUUAAGCCCCACCUCAAAAGACUCCUAGAACAAGGAAUUCUCACCAAGUGCCAGUCCCCCUGGAACACCCCCCUGCUCCCAGUUAAGAAACCUGGCACGGGAGAUUACAGGCCGGUGCAAGACCUCCGGGAAGUAAACAAGCGGGUAGAGGACAUCCACCCGACUGUCCCAAACCCAUAUAACUUGCUGAGCACCCUCCCUCCUACUCAUGUUUGGUAUACAGUCCUGGAUUUAAAAGAUGCUUUCUUUUGCCUGCGGUUAAGCCCUGCCAGUCAACCCCUUUUCGCCUUCGAAUGGAAGGACCCUGAGAUAGGUAUUUCAGGACAACUGACCUGGACCCGGUUACCACAAGGCUUUAAAAACAGCCCAACCCUGUUUGACGAGGCCCUCCACCACGAUUUGACCACCUUCAGGGCCCAGCACACCAACUUGGUCCUACUACAGUACGUAGAUGACAUCCUGCUCGCCGCUCUUACAAGAGAGGAGUGUCUAACAGGUACAGAGCACCUCCUCCAGGAAUUGGGAAAACUCGGGUACAGAGCCUCAGCAAAGAAAGCCCAGUGGGGAAAGUCGAGGCUGUCUUCUUCAGCACGAGCCUUGAAGGAGGAGUAUGAAGGAGAGCUCCACUCAGACUCGUGUAGCCAGUGCUUCAGAGACCUCGGUAGCCUGGCGUCUGAUUCCCAGGAUGCGAAAUUCAAGGGUGGAGCGGCUGAGGCCACCUGGCAGUGGCGGGAAAAGAAGCAAGACACAGACCACAAGGGACCAAUGGUUAAGGAAGUGAAGGACCAUGACUGGAGCAGCCCGUGA